AUUUUCAUAAUAUAUAAAAAGCCUUGUUCACUCACUUUUUCAGCAGGAAUUCAACCUUUUUCAGCAUUGUUUAGCAAGAAAAAAAAAGCAUUUUAAGGGUUUCCAACGAUCUUUUUAACCCGCUUAUCUUUUUUUUCGUUUCUCGAAUUGCAUUUCUUUGAAAACUCGCGCAAAGUUCUUUCAGUUGGUUUUUUCGCUUUCAUGAUUUUCUAGAAAGCCAAUUCAACUUUUUUCUUUUCAAAUCUUUUUCUUUAUUUGUUCUUUUCUUUUUCAAUCUAUUAUUCACUUCCAUUCCUUGAGGAAUUUUUUCUACUUGGAUCUCUUGGUUUUCAUACAUCAUUUCUUUCAGUCUCUUUUUAUAGAAACAUUCCUUUCCUUUGUCGUUCACUCUCUUUCUUUACAAGUUUCAGUCGUUUGUGAUUUUAUAGACUCUUAGACUCUUAUAGAUUCCGCUUCUCUUUACAACUUUUGAUUUCCUUUCUUUGUUGUGUUUGGAUUAUUAUUAAUAUUUUUUUUUGCAUUUUGCAUUUUCUAUCUCUAUCUCAGUGUCAAUCUUUCUCUCUUUUGAAUUUUCUUGUUUUAUUUUAAUUAACCAUCAUUAUGUCUUUGUUUAGUUCUAUGGUUUCUCUUCUCUUUGCUACUUUCUUCCUUUUGCACUCCGUUUCCGCUUUGGUGAUGAAGCGCAACAAUCCCGUCUUUGACUACACCACCGAAAAAAUUCGUGGUGUCAACAUUGGUGGUUGGCUUCUCAUUGAAAACUGGCUCAAUGCCGACUUGUUUAACCAAUUCAAUGGUAUGAACAAUGCCCCCAGUGACGAGUGGGGUUUCUGCCAAACUCUUGGUAAGUCCGAAGCUUACAGACAAUUGUCAAACCACUGGAGCACUUUCUUUACUGCUGAUGAAUUUGCUCGUAUCGCUAGCUGGGGCAUCAACGCUGUUCGUAUUCCCAUCGGUUACUGGGCCUUCAGCGUCGAAGGCAACGAACCCUACGUUCAAGGUCAAGAAUACUGGUUGGAUCAAGCUAUUCAAUGGUCUCGUGACAACGGCAUGAAGGUAUGGAUCGACUUGCAUGGCGCGCCCGGUAGUCAAAACGGUUUCGAAAAUUCUGGUAAGACCGGUAGCAUCGACUGGCAAAAGGAUGGAAACGUCGAGCGUACUCUCCAAAUUAUGUCCUACGUUGCCAACAAGUACACCCAAGAUGCUUACAAGGACGUUGUUAUCGGUAUCGAAACUGUCAAUGAACCCUUGGGUAAUGCUCUCAACAUGGAUCAACUCAAGGAUUACGAUUUACAAAUGUACAAGAUGAUUUCUAGCAAAUCCAACUCUGUCGCCACCGUUGUCCACGAUGCUUAUGUCGACUUGUCUGAAUGGACUUAUGGUCCUAUUAAUGGAAACAUGUACAACUUGGUCAUGGAUAUUCACCGUUAUCAAUUGUACCAAAGCAAUGAAUGCUCCCUCACAUACAAUGACCACCUCAACAACGUUUGCAACCUCGGUGAUCAAAUCGAAAAGAACCCCUUCAUCACCAUCACCGGUGAAUGGUCUUCUACCUUGGCUGACUGCACUAUCUGGAACAGCAGCGAAAGCGGUUCUGCCUUUGUCGGCGGCAACAGCGGCGACAUUUCUAGCUGGACCGAUCAAUACAAAAAUGCUAUCCGUUUAUUCAUAGAGACUCAAUUAGAUCAAUUGGAACGUGGUGCUGGUUGGUUUUACUGGACUGCCAAGUCUGGCGGUGCUACCUGGGACAUGGGUAUCCUCAUUGACAACGGUAUUUUCCCCCAACCUUUGACAGAUAGAAAAUUCGCUUCUUACUGCUCUUAAACUCGUCUCAAGUCUCCAUUAUCAUAUUUUGAAUUCAUAUCUCUCGUUCCGUUAGGGCUUUGGUGAUCCCUUUAUGUUAAUUUAUAUGGUCGUUUUCCGUUUGUUAUUAUAAAUACUAAUAAAAAUUUAUCUGUGUCAUCAUAACUCAUAUCUCUUUUAUGUCUAACAUUUCUCUCCUUUAUAAUGAGUUUUGCAAUAAGUAUAAACAAAUAAUAAAAUGUUUUUUUGGAAUGGUUA
Molecule: messenger RNA, 2058 nt
Organism: Schizosaccharomyces octosporus yFS286
Lineage: Eukaryota; Fungi; Ascomycota; Schizosaccharomycetes; Schizosaccharomycetales; Schizosaccharomycetaceae
Product: glucan 1,3-beta-glucosidase I/II
Exons: 1
Coding region: 601-1821 (406 amino acids)
Biological process (GO): glucan catabolic process
Cellular component (GO): cell surface; extracellular region
Molecular function (GO): beta-glucosidase activity
Source: RefSeq, a predicted model, not a curated record